UGUACAAUAUACUCUGUUACAAGGAAGUAAUAUUUACAAUAAAUAGUCCUGCAUUCAAUACUUAUUAAAAAGUACAGAAGUACUGUCAGCUUCAUGUCAAGUAUCAGUCGUAAAAGUACACAAGUAUUCUCAGGUUUAUGUGGUAAAAGUGUGAGUAGUCAAAGUACUAAAGUAUCAUCAGCUUUGUACAGUAAAAGUAUACAAGUAUGAUCGGGUUCAUGUAGUUAAAGUAUCAGCAGUAAAAGUACUACAGUAUUAUCCGCUUUAUACAAUAAAGGUAUCGAAAGUAGACAUGUAUUCUUAGUUUCAUGUAGUUAGAGUAUCAGCAGUACAUAAGUAUUAUCAGCUUCAUGUAGUAAAAGUGUUAACAGUAAAAGUACACAAGUAUAACCAGCUUCAUACAGUUAAAGGUAUCAGUAGUAAAAGUACACACGUACUAUCUUCGUAUAGUUAUAGGACCUUUAUUGUGAAGGGCCAGUGGGAAGUUGUUUCUCUCGCCAACUUCACAAAACGGUAUUACCCAGGCUUUUACUUUGAAGGUCCCAGCUGGAAGUUGUUAUGAAUGUUUUAAAGAUGGCGCCGGUUCUGGACGUUGCGGACAGCUCAGUGGUUUUUGCUCCGUUUAAGGUUUAACCGCCGUUAAUCACGAACUGAGAGCUCCGGUUUGGGUGUCAUGAGGAGCCGGUCACCGUGCAGUGUUACCGGAUGCCUCGUGUGAACCGGACGGUCGUUUUAACGCUGCUGAUCGUCAGCAGCUCCGUGUUUCUGCUAUUCCAGUUAUAUUACUACCGGAAGUACGUCAGCCAGAUUUGCCAACAUGCCUUUCUUCUGCAGCCUGGGCCUUACAUCCUGAGCCGGACAGGUCACCUGACCGCCAACGACCUCCAAUGGCAAACGGUGAAGAAGUUUCUGGGGUUAGCUCGUCACUUCGGGCUGCCGCUGUUCCUCGCCGACACCGCCGCCCUGACGCUGCUCUCCCAUGAUGCUUUGCGGCAGCGUGACCGGCUGGUGCGUGAGCCGCACUGCAGCUUCCUGUGCACCGGCCGGCCAAUCACAUCCUUCGCUCUGCACGCCAACCUGUGGAAGUACGAGCCUGGCUUCCUAUUGGCUGCCGAGCAGAAAGGCUUCGAGCUGCUGGAGCUGCGAGGAGAAGACCCGCGAUUGGCCAGUCUGGACAACCUAUCAGGAGAGGAGAUCCCCCUCCACUUCCUGUUCCGCCUCCACGGUUAUGUCAUACAGGUGGUGUUCCUGUAUGAACGGAGCGGGAACUACCUGUGGCACGGAGCGCUGCGCCUCAAAUCCAACAUUGACCGAAGCUUUGCUCCCUUCAAACUGCUCGACUACGGCCGUUACUCUGGAUCCUACGACAGGCCGGAGCUGGUCCUGACGGUUCUGGACGGUCUCGACGUUCGAAUCCCGCGCAACAUUUCCCAUUUUCUGUCCGAGCAACGACAGGCUAGAUUCUUGGAGUGCCGUUACCGUGAUGCCCGCAACUUCCUGCAGCUCUACCCUGAUGACUCGUCUCCAGAGGCGGUGGAGUUUCGGAGGAAAGUGAAGUUGUUGCUUCAUUUGGCCGCUCGAACGCUUGCUCAGCUCGACAUCCCGUUCUGGCUGAGCAGUGGAACCUGUCUGGGUAAGAAAUAGGAUUUUACGUCUCUCUCCUGUUGACCAGCAGCUCUGUGCGUUGAACACAAACCAGCCAACAGUUAGUAAAGCUGGAGUAGAGAUGACGUCCAGAAGGAGAAACAUCAUGAAGGACUUGGACAUCAACAGGUUUCUGGAUAUGAACAAAUAUAUUUUAGAGAAGCUGUUUGAAGGAAUGAAAGAGGUCCAACAAGUCCUCCACCUCUGGAGCACGCUGAGAUAACAUUUGUUAGCUCCCGAUGUUCACUUUGACGUAUUUAAACGAGAUAAAAACAUCCGUUAGCUCCUGAUGUUCACUCUGACGUAUUUAGACGAGAUGAAAACAUCCGUUAGCUCCCGAUGUUCACUUUGACAUAUUUAGAC
Molecule: messenger RNA, 2007 nt
Organism: Anarrhichthys ocellatus (wolf-eel)
Lineage: Eukaryota; Metazoa; Chordata; Actinopteri; Perciformes; Anarhichadidae
Product: fukutin-like
Exons: 7
Coding region: 706-1644 (312 amino acids)
Cellular component (GO): Golgi membrane
Source: RefSeq, a predicted model, not a curated record